UCCUGUAAACAGACAUUUCGUUCCUACUAGAAACCUAGAUAUAUUUCUUCUCCUUCUUUACAAAUUUCAAAUUGAAUCAACUGGAAGAAGGUUUGUUUCUUCGUCGGCCCUAUACUGUGGCAACGGUCAUCCAAUAAGUCCCCCGCAGCAUAUCAGAGUAAAGCAAAAAGAUGGCGUACUUUUCUUCUUCCGGGUGUUUAGCCAGGAAAAUCCUAGCAGUGAGACCUGCCCUUGCUCAUCCUCUCGCAUCUCUCUUAUAUCCGUCUUACUCUGCAAAUGUCCAUGAACCUUCUGCAACUCUACAAAACAUUUGCUGGACUUCAACAAUCUCUUCUAGGGUUUUCUGUUCUCGUCGAUUGAAUCUUGACGAAGCUCAAGGACCGGCUCCUAUAGAUUAUGGGUCUCUUCUCGGAGAGGAUGAAUUCCAUACUUUAGCUGAUUCUACUAUUCAUGACCUUCAGGAGAAAUUUGAGGAAUAUGGCGAUUCUGUCGAACUUGAUGGUUUUGACGUAGAUUAUGGGAACCAAGUUUUAACCUUAAAGCUUGGUGGAUUGGGCACGUACGUAAUGAACAAACAAACACCAAAUAGACAGAUUUGGAUGUCUUCUCCUCUGAGUGGCCCAUCGAGGUUUGAUUGGGACAAGAGUAGUGAAGCUUGGGUUUAUAGGAGGACUAAAGCAAAAUUGUUGCAGCUUUUGGAGAGUGAAGUGGAACAACUGUGUGGUAAACCCAUUAGUCUUUCUUAAGGUUUUCUGCAAGUUUGGUCUAACAUUAUGGCGGUUUUUACUCUCGCAUUAUUAUACUUUAGCAGUUUUUGUGCUUGGCACCUUGAUAUUAUCAGCUUAGCUUCAAAAGUGUAUAUUUCAUGUAAAAGCAACCCACCAUGAAAAAGCAAGAUGGUUGUAGUGAGUUCUUUAGAACUGUAUUAUCUUUUUCAAUGGAAGCAGAUUUCUUAUAAUAAUAUAAAUGGAGGUGGAAAGUGUUUU
Papaver somniferum (opium poppy) is the source of this 986-nucleotide messenger RNA. Its product is annotated as frataxin, mitochondrial-like. Gene Ontology annotation, cellular component: mitochondrion. Lineage: Eukaryota; Viridiplantae; Streptophyta; Magnoliopsida; Ranunculales; Papaveraceae. The transcript has 6 exons. The coding region runs from base 171 to 746 and encodes 191 amino acids. Gene Ontology annotation, molecular function: 2 iron, 2 sulfur cluster binding; ferroxidase activity; ferrous iron binding. Gene Ontology annotation, biological process: iron incorporation into metallo-sulfur cluster; intracellular iron ion homeostasis. The record is from RefSeq and is a predicted model, not a curated record.